AUGAGUGAUUUGUCAAAAAAUAACCAAGAUUUGCAAAGGACUAAAAAUGAGAUUAUGAGAAAGCUUGAAGAAUAAAAAAAGGCUUUCAAAGAUUUAGAAAAAAAGGAAGAAUAGCUCAAGUAGUCUGGAAAAAUAUUUAUUACAACAGAGAAAAAAGACAAUAAAUAGGGUUAGAACCAGUAGUCUAAUGGUGGUAAAAAGGAAUUUUAAAACAAAUGGAGAGGUGGUCAAAGAGAUAGAGGGUAGCCAAUGGAUAAGCAUGAUCAUAGGAAUAAUAGCUAUAGGAAUUAAAAUUAAAAAAGAUUCGAAAAUGAUAGAUAUAAUAGUAAUCAAUCCAAUUAGUAUGAAAAUAGAACUAGGAGUAGAUCUGAUCACCAUCACAAUGCUCAUCAACAUCAAAGGGCUGAUAGCAGAAGAUACAACAAUGACAAUUACAGGUACAAUGAUAAAUUUUCAUAGAGAGGUAAAAAUGAGAAUUUUAGUAGCAAUAGAAGAGAUAGAGAUUAUAGCAAUGAAAGAGAGAGAAAGAAUUCAAGAAGGAGUACAUCCAGAGAUAGAAAAAAUACCUAUAAUAAUGGAAAUAGCAAUAAUAAUUUUUCAAGGAAAAGAAGCGACUCAUUUAGUAGAAAAGACAAUCGUAGAAGAAGUCGUUCAUAUGAUAAGAAUGAUAGGACCAAAAGAAACUAUGAAAAAGAAUAAAAAAAUGAUAAAAAAAAUGAUUUGAGAAGAAGUAAAUCUAAUGAAAAAAAAGAUAAAGAAUAAAUAAGACAAUCUUCCCCUAAAAAUAAAGCAUUAAAAAAGAGUCCUUCUCCAAGCAAAGAUGUCAAAUCGAAAGAAAGCUCAUUACCUGCAAAAGUAGCAAUUGAUAAGAAAAACGCUUUGUUUGGAGUUCUUAAUAACCACUUGAAAUCAGCAUAGAAAAUUUUAGAUCACGACAAGAAUAAAAUUGAAGAAUAGAGUAAAUUAUGUGAAAAAGUGGAAGAAUCUUACUUAACAGAAAUGGAAAAGUUAAGAUAGUAAAAAAUUCCUGAAAUCGAGAAUCAAAAAAAGAAGACUCAAGAAGAAAUGGAGAAAUUGCAAUAGUAAUUAAUGGAACUUGAAAAGCAAUCAAAAGGAGAAAAUGUUGAGAAUCAACCACCUAUCCCUGAAAUUAAAAGUAAUUAAAACGAAGAAGAAUAAAAUGAAAGAAAUCUUAGCAACAGCAUAGAUAGUAUUAGCAGAUCAAAUAGUAUUGAUGCACAAAGCCAAAAUAAUAGCAGAUAGUCUAGCAGAAGUAGAAGUAGAAGUCUAAGUGAAAGAAAGUCUUAGUCAAAAUAGAAAUCUGCAUCAAAAACAAAUAGCAACAAAAAUUCUCCCAGUCCAGCUAAAGAUUUAUAAAAUCAACAAAAUGUUAACAUAGAAGAGGAGUUAAAUGUCAAUUAAUGA
Messenger RNA from Tetrahymena thermophila SB210, 1425 nucleotides. RefSeq lists its product as hypothetical. The record is from RefSeq and is a predicted model, not a curated record. The transcript is spliced from 7 exons. NCBI's taxonomy places the organism in Eukaryota, Ciliophora, Oligohymenophorea, Hymenostomatida, Tetrahymenidae.